AUGUCUUAUUACGAUAAUCAACAAUGGUCUGCCGCUGGGCAACCUUCAUGGGAGCAACAAGCCCCACCAGCUCGUUCUGGUGCCAGCUCAGUUGUUCCGCGCGAGGACUCCACUGCAUUCAGCACACAAAUCGAGGAUGUCGAUCGUGCCAUUGAUAAUCUAGUCAAGAGUGGAAAGAUGUUCAACUUACCGGCUGGUAAUCGUCGCGAUUCCAUGCCAAUGGUUGGUCCUACAAGAACCUUCCCAGAACAGUUCGAUCCUCGAAUGGCUGCUGGUCCUCCACGACACCACUCGGUUAGCGAAUUCGGUGAUGCUCGGUCUUUCUCGGGAUCCAAUCUUCAGAACUUCUAUGCCAGCCAGCGACACCAACCAGCAAGAGGCGCAAAUGAAGCCGAACAAGUGAUGCAGGCGAAGAGGAGAAUGGCAGCUCAGCGUGAGAGAGAACUGCGCAACUAUCAUCAAGAGCAGCAGUAUAACCGAAGCGUUACAGCUGAAAUCUUGGGAGGCAAACCAGACCGUAUCGCAAGCCCCGCUAGCGGUAUGAGCGAAGAAGAACGUCGUGAGUUGAUUGCCCGUCAAAGAAGUGCUCUCUAUGGAGAAGGUCCAGCGUUCAAUGCGGAAAAUGGAGGUUUUGAUGAAAAUGGUACCCCGCGCACAAUCACUCAGGGAUCUACCUCGCAAAAUCUUAAUGCUGCUCCCGGCGCCACCCGAGGACACUCCCCUCUUGCCUUUGACCACUUCAAUGCUCAGGCUAGUCAAACGGAAAGCGCAAAUCAGCAAAACACCAUCGAACCUCAAUCGGCCACAACGGCACAAGGUCCAGGCCAACAACGUUCUCGUGCUAACAGCACCUCUUCUCCAUCCUCCAACCCUACCAGCUUUAGCUUGUUCGAAUCUGCUGCUCAACAGUCUAGUCGAACUUCUACCUCAUCUCCUGGUGGGUCUCCACCACGCCAAGGAGGUAAGGCACCUGCUAGUGGUGUUGCACCUAUCGGCACUCGGCCCAGUGGUCAAGCCGCCAAUCCAGCUUUGAACAAACGAUCUACUACUCCUUUGCCAUCGCCAUUGAGCUAUGGCUUUGCCGCCAAUGAUUCGAUUACUGAAUCCAAGGAUGCUAGAACGACUUCAGCUUCAUCAAACCCAAAUCCACAAGGACAGAGUGAAAGUGGAUUGGGAUGGGGAUCCAAGAGUGCUGUUUGGGGUAACAAGAAUCUUGGUGUACAGGCUUCAGUAUGGGGAUAA
Sclerotinia borealis F-4128 is the source of this 1242-nucleotide messenger RNA. NCBI's taxonomy places the organism in Eukaryota, Fungi, Ascomycota, Leotiomycetes, Helotiales, Sclerotiniaceae. The record is from the annotation of a GenBank genome assembly.